Symphalangus syndactylus (siamang) is the source of this 4860-nucleotide messenger RNA. RefSeq names its product follistatin like 1 (gene FSTL1). Gene Ontology annotation, molecular function: calcium ion binding; protein binding. The record is from RefSeq and is a predicted model, not a curated record. Gene Ontology annotation, biological process: cell differentiation; multicellular organism development; regulation of BMP signaling pathway. Gene Ontology annotation, cellular component: extracellular region. NCBI's taxonomy places the organism in Eukaryota, Metazoa, Chordata, Mammalia, Primates, Hylobatidae.
GCAGUCAGAGCAUUCAAGCGCUGGCAUUAGGCGGUAGGCUUCAGUGAAGCCAGGAACUUGGACAAUACAAAAAAUAAAUAAAAAUGUAAAAAUGGGGUGGGCAAAGCUCGAGAAAUUACGUAAUUCGAUUUCACCUUGGGCCCAGACGGUGAAGUUCUGCAGAGUGGCCAGCAGGGGGCGCUCAGGCAGUGUGUCAGAACCCCAGCGCGCAGGUUGCCUGGAGCCCAACCAAGGGACAAACAAAACAAUGCAGCUUUGCGGUUUCUGUUCGGUUCUCAGUUCGGGGAGGCUUAAUCCAGGACCGCCUGAUCUCUAUCUUGGGCUCCUAGUCCUGUGUGUCCCUGAGAGGAAGAGACUGACAUCAGAUCUGGUAGGACAUGAUACUCUUCAAUCUUGUCACCAUAACUUUCUCCUGGAGCCAUGGAAGAGUUACCUGGUCACCGUAGAGUUCUUGAGGAUCCUUCUACACCUGCAUUGCUCAGAGUCCGGAUUUAGUCAUCACUUCAGGCAAGACUCGAUCCUCCGCUGCUGGGGCCACCACAACAAGGCAGUGGGACGCAUCUCCCCAUGCAAGAUAAUCGCUAGCCCCUCCCAAAGGAGAAUGGGAUACCAGAUGAGCCCCCAGAUUUGUUGGAAACAAGUGCUCGGUGUAGCCAAAAGAAACUUGCACUUAGACAGAAAAUUUCUCAGCCAGGCACUUUUACUUCUGCAGAAGGGUGCUGUUUGCACCCGUUACAAUCACAAGAGCCCACUGAACAAAGGAGGGAAGGGGUUUUUAACCCUAAUACAGUUCCUGUUUCUGUGUCCUUCCCCUAUUGACUGGGGUUGGACUGCACAAUCUAAGCUGACCUAAUUGGCUGAGACUUAAACCUUUCCAAAUAGGGUAAACGUGCAGUUUGCAAGAAGUGGGUAGGAUUUAUUCACAGGUGGCAGGAAGUUAAGUCUUUGAAGAGGAAUUUAGUUGUCCUAACAUUCCCAAGUUGCCAGGGAAAGAUUCAGUAGGUUUUAAUUAAAAUCGCAAGAGAACCAGAUUCCAAUGAGUAUUCAGCACACAGCAGUGUUACACUGUGGACUUUGCUGCACAAGAGGAUUCACUCAAUAGGCUCUCUAGGGUCAUUCGGAGAGAUUGAAUAUCCCAGUACUUACUGAGAAGGAAACUUGAGAAAUGCUGUGUUGCUUUCUAGAAUCACUGAUUUGCAGGCAAAUCUUACCCUGAGUAUGGUAAAGAGGCACUAGAAGGGACUGGGAAGACCUAGCUGCCUAUAAGCCUUUAUUCCUCUCUUAGGUGCAUGUAUGCCAUUUUCAGGAAAAGAGAACAGUGUUCACCUAUUCUCCAAUCUAGUAAGGCUGGCAGUCCCAGAUACUGAGUCAAUGACCAAGACUGAACUCUCUCCCUCAUUUCAGAUUGCCAGUGCAUAAUUUGACCCUGGGAAAGAGAGUUCCAUAUGGAUAUAAUACCCCUACUGAAGUUUACAAACAGCCUGCAACUUCCAAUAUCCGGUCUUGCCUUUGAUAUUGUAACUUUUUGCAUUGUUAACAUAAAUCUACUUCAUCUAGGAAGAGCAUUAACUCCUGGAGAACCAUCGCAGUCAAAGCCAACAGAUCUUCUUUCAAUGUUACCAUCCAUAGCAGGGCUCUAGCAUUCCCUUGAGCCAGCUUUGGCCUUGUGAUUUUUAUGAAACCCUGUGACCAUGGUUUCAGCAGCACUAGCUAUGCUACCAACAAUCUGAGCUAUCUUGACAUUAACAUUCAUAGAAGCUCAGUAAAGUCUUUAGCUUUGGGAGAUGAGGAAGGCAUUCCAUGGAAGUGCCUGAUGUUUCUCUCUACUCAAGCAUAAGUAAGCCCACAUUCAGCCUCAUAGCCCUGGGGAUCAUUGAGGAAGCUCCCAGGGCUGCUGGAAAUGGAUCAGGAAUUCCCCAAGCCUUGGAGUUAGGCCUGCAAAUUAGCCCAUUGAAUGCCAAUUUGAGGUCUGGUAGUAAGGGACCAACAGUGGCUGGGGACCCCAGAGAGGCAAGUGGGUAGCAAGCAGGGCUUCAGAUGGCUUCCUCUCAGAGCCUCCUAAGCAGCUGGGCCACAGAACAGAAAUUCUCUGGAGGUUUUCACUGUUCUAGCUGCCACCUUCGUCAUUCAUUAGUUUUGGUAAAGGAAAGACACAAAGAAGAUGAUUCAGCAAGAGAGAAGUAGCAAGGCAGGAGAAAUAAUGGCAGAAAAACUUGGAGAAUGAACAAUUUAAGAGAAUACAGGCAAGAACAGGAAGUAGGAUUGAAAAAGUGCAGUUACUGAAACUGUAGCCCAUCUGUAGCUGUCAGUGUCUGACACCCAUGAUUUGCACUUAGCUUUUGACCAAACCUCUUAACAGUUUUUUGCGUUAACAGGAGAUGUCCUUAUUUGCGUUUUGUAGAUGGAGAUAUGAAGGGUAGGGACUGAAGUAUCUUUGCCCAAGAAGACAGUGAAGUAGUCAGAUUUUCCCAGCCCCUCAUUUAUCCUCUGGCCUUUGAGACUAAAGUGCCUUAUUGUUUAAGCCUUAACCAGUGUAUUUGCUUUGAAACCUCUUCCUCACUGGGUUCCAAGACACAAUUUGCUGUUGCUAUUCUGCACACUGCUUAAGGAGAGAUGAUUGUACCAUCGUUUUUCCAGAAUUGUAGUGAAGCAUCAGAAUGAUGAAAAUCAAUUAUACAUGUAAGAGAUGAAAGCAACUUUGGAGAUCACUGAGCUCAUCUCCUCAUUUUCUAGAUUAGAAACCUGAAUAUAAUCCAGAGAGGUGAAGAGGUUUAUCCAAAAUCACAUGGCUGUGCAGGGAAAGCUGAAACUGCAACAUAGAUAUCUUGAUUCCUAGGCCGUUAUCUACCCAACAGUCUUACCAGACAAAGAUUUGUUUCUUUUGAGUAUAUCCAGUCCAAACUAGUUAGCAUUCCCAGAACAUUCCAAGUGGGUGACCAAUAGCAAACAACUCAGUGUGAUCUAAAGCACUGAUUUCUGGUGUUUUCUUCAAGGACGUUUUUGGUUUUCAAUCUGUUAACCAUAAGGAAUAUUGAAUUUAGCAAAGUACAUUGACGUUUUCUAUGCAACAUGUUAAGAACAGCUGAAACCAAUUAAAUGCUAAUCAAUUUUACUCUGUCUGAUGCAGAGUGGAAAAAAAUGUUCCAAAGGUCUCUCCACCCUGAGAUGUUCUUGGCAACAGGUCUCUGUGCUGUGGGCCCCCUCCCAUCUCUCUUAGUCAUGUACCCUCAAGAAGAGGAGACCUGGCCAACUCCCUUCAGAUCUAAGAUGAGAGCAGAACGAAGUCCAGCAUUUUCCCUUGAAAUAAAAGUUUAUCCUUCCAAAAGCACAGGCAACCAAAAUGAAAAUAGACAAAUGGGAAUGCACCAAACUAAAAAGCUUCUACACAGCAAAGCCAGCAAUUAAGUGAAGAGACAACCCAUGGAAUGGGAGAAAAUAUUUGCAAACCAUACGCCUGAUAAGGGGCUAAUAUCCAAAAUAUAUAAGAAACCCAAUUGCAAGAAAACAAAUAACUUGAUUUUAAAAUGGGCAAAAGAUCUGAACAGACAAUUCUCAAAGAAAGAUACAAGUGGCCAACAGAUAUAUGAAAAAAAUGUUCAGACAUAUCCAAUUAUCAGGGAGAUGCAAAUUAAAACCACAAUGAGAUAUAGCCUUACAUCUGUUAAAAUGACUAUUAUCAAAGAACUGAAUGAUUACAAGGGUUGGUAAGGAUGUGAAGAAAAGGGAACCCUUGUAUACUGUUGUUGGGAAUGGAAAUUAGUACAGCCAUUUUGGAAAAUAGUGUGGAGGUGCCUCAAAAAAACUAAAAAUAAGGCUGGGAGCAGUGGCUCAUGCCUGUAAUUCCAGCACUUUGGGAGGCUGAGGCGGGCAGAUCACCUGAGGCCAGGAGUUUGAGACCAGCCUGGCCAACACGGUGAAAUUCAGUCUCUACUAAAAAUACAAAAAUCAGCCAGGCGUGGUGUCAGGCACCUGUAAUCCCAGCUACUCAAGAGGCUGAGGCAGGAGAAUCUCUUGAACCCAGGAGGCAGAGAUUGCAGUGAGCUGGGAUCGCACCAUUGCAUUCCAUCCUGGGCGACAACAGUGAAAUUCCGUCUCAAAACAAAACAAAACAAAAAAACAAACAAACAACAACAACAAAAAACACCUAAAAAUAGAAUGACAGUACGAUCCAGCCAUCCUGUUUCCAAAGAAAUUGAAAUUUGAAAUUAGUAUGUCUAAGAGAUACCUGCACUACCAUAUUCAUUUCAACAUUAUUCACAAUAGCCAAGAUAUGGAUUCAAACUAAGUAUCUAUCAAAGGAUGAAUGGAUACAGAAAUGGUGGCAUAUGUAUACAAUGGAAUACUAUACAACCUUCAAAAAGAAGGAAAUUCUUUUCUUAACAUAGCUGGAACUGGAGGAAUUUAUGUUAGGUGAAAUGAGCCAGGCACAGAAAGACAAAAUACUGUGAUUUCACUUACAUGUAAAAUCAAAAAAAGUCAAUCUCAUAGAAACAAAGAGUAGAAGGUGGUUAUCAGAGGCUGGGGCAGGAGAAGGGAUAAGGAAAGGGACAAUGUUAAUCACCAAAAAGUACCAAGUUUUCGUUAGACUGGAGGGAUAAGAUUUAAUGACAUAUUGCACUGUAUGAUAGGUGACCACAGUUAAUAAUAAUGUAUCAUAUAUUUCAAAAUUGCUAAAAGAAUAGAUUUUUAACUAUUGUUUCAUUGUCUCUUCACUAUUAAUCUCCCAACAAAAAAUUAUAAAUUGGUGAGGUAGAUAUAUUAAUUAGCUUGAUUAAUCUUUCUCAAAUGCGUAUAAAACAUAGAUCAAAAUAUCACGUGGUGCCCUAUAACUAACUAUUUGGUUAUUAAAAGUAUUUUUUG